Messenger RNA from Ceutorhynchus assimilis (cabbage seed weevil), 1472 nucleotides. Lineage: Eukaryota; Metazoa; Arthropoda; Insecta; Coleoptera; Curculionidae. The record is from the annotation of a GenBank genome assembly.
UUUUAGUGCUUCACUAGUCAGUAGAUACCCUAUAUAUACAUAUAAAUUUUGAGGAAUUAUGCUAAUUAAGUAAUUUUUCUUUACAGUUAGAGGUGAAGCCUGACAGAAGCAAACGCUAUGAAAAUAUCUGCUAUGAUAUUCAUUUUAACCGUUAUUCCCUUUUCGUGGGGUUGGGGCAAAGAUGAGUACGACUUUAAACUCAUCUACCAAUGGAAGCAAAUAGAAUACAAAUUCCAUAGUGAAGAACAGCGUUCAGAAGCAAUACAAAAUGGCACUUUCGAUAUUGGGAAAAUUGAGCCUAUUGAUGCCCAAUACACAUUCAAUGAAUACACGGACGAGGAAAGAAUUUUCGUGGUCACACCAAGAUUGAGAAAAACAGGCACACCGGCUGCCAUUGGUGUGAUUAUAAAUGAAACCAGAGAUGGAAAUCCGGUUAUUGAACCAUAUCCUUCUUGGUCUUGGCACUUAGAACCAGAAAAAUGCAAAUAUCACAGAAUAGUCUCAUUGUUUAGAGUAUGGUGGGACGAAUGUGAUAGACUUUGGAUAUCAGACAUUGGAGUUAUAGGGGGCGAUUUCAUAUGUCCACCACAAAUAUUGGUGUUUGAUUUGAAAACGGAUAAACUUCUCCAUAAGUAUGAAAUUCCUUACGACCAGCACAACAAUGUUUCCUGGUUCAUUUCUCCAAUGGCGGAAGUUGAGUCCUACGACAACCAAUGCGAAAAUACUUGGUUGUAUCUAGCAGACCCUAAUGAUUCUAAAUUGUUAGUAUACAGUCUCAAACAAGACACAUCUUGGAGCAUACAAGAUAAAAGUUUCGAGCCGGAUCCAGAAUAUUACAAUUACACUAUAGAUGGCGAUUCUUUUAGCUAUGCUGAUGGAAUAAUAACUGUUGCACUUUCACCUGCAUCAGACGGCCUAGAAUAUAGAAAACUUUACUACCAUGCAAUGUCUAAUAACAAAGAAUCUUGGGUUUAUGUUAAAGAUCUUAAAAAUCGGGACAAUUUUGAAAUUCCUUAUGAAGCAACUGAACUUUUUCAUACGUACAAAGAUAGAAGAGAUCAACAAUCAAUAACAGAAGGCAUAGACCGGGAUGGAUAUGUUUACUUUUCGCUUCUGAUUGAUGUUUUGUUAGUGAAAUGGGACCCAAAUACACCAUAUAGAAAAGAAAAUUGGGAAAUUAUCAAUGAUGAUUAUGAAAGAAUGCAGUUUCCGAGUGGAUUGAAAGUAUUGCCUCGUAAAGGGAAUAAACGCCAAGAAGUUCUUUGGGUAUUUGCAGCAGCAUAUCAAAGAUUUGAAGCUGGAACGUUAUUUGGAAAUCGAACCAAUUUUAGAUUAUUUGCCGUAGACUUAUAAAUUAUCAAAUACAUAAUAACCUUUUUUUAAUCGAAUAAAUUUAUACAUUUGAGAAAUCUCACGCUAUGAGUGCGUGUGUGGUUUAUACAUUUUCUAUAAGACAAAUAACGUGAACUUCC